Molecule: messenger RNA, 1782 nt
Organism: Camellia sinensis
Lineage: Eukaryota; Viridiplantae; Streptophyta; Magnoliopsida; Ericales; Theaceae
Product: ribose-phosphate pyrophosphokinase 4
Biological process (GO): purine nucleotide biosynthetic process; 5-phosphoribose 1-diphosphate biosynthetic process
Cellular component (GO): cytoplasm; ribose phosphate diphosphokinase complex
Molecular function (GO): magnesium ion binding
Source: RefSeq, a predicted model, not a curated record
UGAGGCAGGGGUAUAAAUGGAAACAAAGUCCCGACAGUUAUCUCCACUCCGCGCGCAGUGAAGAUCGUAACCAUAACACACCCCCACCACCGCCAUUAUCAACCACCGUAUGUCAACCACUCUACCACCACUUUCAUCUCCAUCCAAAAACCCCAUCAAAACCCUAAAACCCUCUUCUUCGUCUUCUCUGUUUCCAAACCCUCAAAAGCUUCGAUUUUCUGUCAAGAAUCGGAUUCAAUGCGAGCUUGGUAGCUUCGAUAACCCUCAAAAUUGGACCAUUGAUUGCGUAUCCGGAAGCGAUCCGAUUCACAUCAUUCUCAAGCCACUUCAUUCUUCCAUUCCAAUGGCUUCCAACGCUGCUUUGGGUUCGCCUGUGACGAGCUCCAAGAAAGUGUGCUUGUUCUACUGUGCCGAGAUGAAGGGUUUGGCUGAGAGAAUCGCCUCCGAAUCUGACGCCAUUGAGCUUCGUAGCAUUACCUGGAGGACAUUCGAUGAUGGUUUCCCCAACUUGUUCAUAUCCAAUGCCCACGGCAUUCGUGGACAACACGUGGCCUUUCUUGCCUCAUUUAGUUCUCCAGGGGUGAUUUUUGAGCAACUCUCUGUUAUCUAUGCAUUACCAAAGCUGUUUGUCUCCUCAUUCACACUUGUCCUUCCAUUUUUCCCCACGGGUACUUCUGAGCGCAUGGAGGAGGAAGGGGAUGUUGCAACUGCUUUCACUCUUGCCACAAUCUUGUCUAAUAUACCGAUUUCAAGGGGAGGGCCCACUAGUUUGGUGAUUUUUGAUAUCCAUGCAUUGCAGGAGCGAUUCUACUUUGGCGACAAUGUUUUACCAUGCUUUGAGAGCGGGAUUCCUAUGCUCAAGAAUAGGCUUCAGGGGCUCCCCGAUUCAGACAAUAUAUCGAUUGCUUUUCCAGAUGAUGGUGCAUGGAAACGGUUUCAUAAGCAGCUGCAGCAUUUCCCAAUGAUUGUUUGCGCCAAAGUUCGAGAAGGUGAUCAACGGAUUGUACGCCUCAAAGAGGGAGACCCUAGAGGACGUCAUGUUGUGAUAGUUGAUGACCUAGUACAGUCGGGUGGAACUCUGAUUGAAUGCCAGAAAGUGUUGGCAAAACAUGGAGCAACAAAAAUCAGUGCCUAUGUGACGCAUGGAAUUUUUCCUAAUAGGUCAUGGGAACGCUUCAAACAUGAUAAUGGAGGGUGCCCGGAGAAUGGAUUGACUUACUUUUGGAUCACAGACUCGUGCCCAAUGACAGUCAGAGAAGUGAAGAACAGAGCUCCAUUUGAAGUUCUUAGCCUCGCCAGUUCCAUAGCGGCUGCCCUUCAGAUUUAACCGUUGUUCCAAGCAUUCCAUUGCUAACACUCUAAAAUGGAAGGUGUUUGUUGGUUUGUUCUCUCACUUCAUUUUUAUCUACAAGGGAGUUGAGAUCUUGAGAUGCAGCGAAAAUUUAUUAAUGUUCAUCUUGUUUCAUUAAUGUAAUAAAAGUCAUACAACAUUUUGGUAAAUUAGACUUGACCUAAUAACCUUGAGGUUAUGGGUUCAAGUCUUGGGCCCACCACUUUGUGUAUUAUGCCAAAGGUUAGGUGUGGAUUCAAUCUUUACCCUCCCAAACACACAUUAAUGUGUACUAAGUGGGCGUUGUUUUUUUUUUUUUUAGCGGAAAGGAUUUGAAUAUGCUAACCUUGAAGUAGUUUCAAAGGGAAUGUGGAUGUCAAUAAUCUAGCAUCACAAACAACUUGUGGAUGAUGAUAUUCUACAUGGUAUUAACCUCCUCUUCUUGCAGUAAA